Molecule: messenger RNA, 3318 nt
Organism: Brachypodium distachyon (stiff brome)
Lineage: Eukaryota; Viridiplantae; Streptophyta; Magnoliopsida; Poales; Poaceae
Product: probable polygalacturonase
Exons: 7
Coding region: 236-1726 (496 amino acids)
Biological process (GO): carbohydrate metabolic process
Molecular function (GO): polygalacturonase activity
Source: RefSeq, a predicted model, not a curated record
GGAACAGAACACGCGAACUGUUCCUCGCUUCCACUUCACUCAAACGGCUCUAAAAUUCCCUCCUAUAAACCCCAAGCAGAGAAGCACCAACCCUUCCCCUCCAUCCCAUGGCGAGGCCCCCACCCUGUCUCGGCCCUCGCCUGCGCCCCGCCUCCGCGGAAUCAGCGCUCGCCGCGUCCCGCAACUCCGCCUGACACGCGCCCGUGCCCUAGAUCGGGAGAUCUCCUCCCGCCUCAUGGUGGAGACAUCAGGCGGGAGGUGGAGCCGGCUCCACCUCCUCCACGGCCAGCGGCGGGGCGUGGCCGCCUUCCUCGCGGCCAACAAGACCCUGCUCGCCGCCGUCUGGGUCGCUGGCUUCACGCUCGUGUUCCUGUGGCAGAGCACCUCGGUGUUGGUCCGAGGCGGCGCUGGCCUCGGUCUCCGCUCGGCGUCGUGGCGCCCGCCGCCGCGGCUGCGCCCGGGGGCGUACAACCUGACGGACUUUGGCGGCGUUGGGGACGGGCGGACGCUGAACACCCAGGCGUUCGAGCGCGCCGUGGAGGCCAUCGCGGCGCUCGCGGACCGUGGCGGAGGGCAGCUCAAUGUGCCUCCCGGCCGGUGGCUCACGGCGCCCUUCAACCUCACCAGCCACAUGACGCUGUUCCUUGCCGAGGGCGCAGAAAUCCUUGGCAUUACGGAUGAGAAGUAUUGGACACUGAUGCCAGCACUACCAUCUUAUGGAUAUGGAAGGGAGCGCAAAGGACCUCGCUAUGGGAGUCUAAUUCAUGGACAGAAUUUGAAAGAUGUAGUAAUUACAGGAUACAAUGGUAGCAUAAAUGGCCAGGGUGAAGUUUGGUGGUUGAAGCAUCGCAGAAGAAUGCUGAAGAAUACAAGACCUCCACUUGUGCAACUGAUGUGGUCCAGUGACAUUAUUGUUACGAACAUAACAUUGCGGAAUUCACCUUUCUGGCACUUCCACCCAUAUGAUUGCACGAAUGUAACUGUUUCUAAUGUCACAAUCUUAGCUCCUGUUUCUGGUGCUCCAAACACAGAUGGCAUAGAUCCAGAUUCUUGUCAGGAUGUCCUAAUUGAGAAUUGCUACAUAUCUGUUGGCGAUGAUGCAAUAGCUGUAAAGAGUGGAUGGGAUCAGUAUGGGAUUGCAUAUGGACGUCCAUCUUCUAACAUUUUAAUACGCAAUGUGGCAGUCCGUUCUUUAGUGAGUGCUGGAAUCUCAAUCGGCAGUGAGAUGUCUGGGGGAGUUGCAAAUGUUACGGUGGAGAAUGUACGCAUCUGGGAUUCAAGGCGAGGUGUGAGAAUAAAAACUGCCACAGGACGAGGGGGCUACAUCCGCAACAUCUCGUACCGCAACAUAACCUUUGACAAUGUCCGUGCUGGAAUUGUGAUAAAGGUUGACUACAACGAGCACGCUGAUGAUGGGUAUGACAGGAAUGCCUUCCCAGACAUCACGGGCAUAUCAUUCAAAGAAAUACAUGGGUGGGGUGUGCGUGUUCCUGUCCGCGCUCAUGGCAGCAAUAUUAUUCCCAUCAAGGAUGUCACCUUUCAGGACAUGUCAGUAGGCAUCAGCUACAAGAAGAAGCAUAUUUUCCAAUGCUCCUAUAUCGAGGGGCGUGUAAUAGGAUCAGUGUUUCCGAAACCAUGUGAGAAUUUGGACGUCUACGAUGAGCAAUGGCAGCUUGUGAAGCGUGCGGCAAUUCUGAACAGCACUGAAGUUGAUUAUGAUAUAUGAGAUACGUACAAUAUAUCACAGCACUAAUAGGUUUUGAGUACUGUAAACUAGGCAUUCAUGUUUUGCUCUUUUUAAUCUCUGAAUUUAUGAUCUAGAACUGUAAAUACAGAGGAGAUUCUCCUUUUCGUAGGUUUUUCAUACAUUGGCUUAUUUGUAUCUCACUCACCAACGAUGUGGACAUCAUGUCAGCAUUUUGUGCUUCACUAAGUUUCAGGUCUCUGUUGUGCUAAACUUAGACUUCUCAGAUAAAUUCCAGUUCACCCUCACAGCAUCAACUGCAAACUCUUGAAGGGUUUUCCAAGCCUUUAAAUUUCUUUACUAAUGUCACUGUAUAUUCAUCUUGCGAUGCCAAUGCAGUGCAUGAUUUUUCUAUAGCAGAUAUUUUGAGCACUCCUCCUGUUUCACUUUCAUCUUCCUCAUACUCGGAGGAGAAUGAUGAAUGAGUCGGAGCUGCAAGGUAACUUGAAAAAGGAUAUGAUGAAUGUCAGGUAAAGUGAGAGACGUGACGAAUAAGAGCCCGUCAAUCUUAAAGCAGAACUGGACAGAGGUUGAUCCAAGGAGGCAAUUCCACUCGCCCUCUCACCCAGGUGAUUCACUCAUUAUGCCAUCUGUUUCUAACCAUUCAAUUGUGAAACCCGUGAUCAAGAAGAGGUCAGAGCUUUGAUCCAUGGAAGUAAUCUCUGUCACUCUCUCACCCAGGUGAUCCACUCAUUAUAUCAUCUGUUUCUAACCAUUCUGUUGUUUACAAUUUGUUUGACUUCUCGGCAAAAGAAAACAAAACUGAUCUCCACUAGUAGACAUCUUUAUUGGUUUCACAAAAGAGGAAGCGUCCAGAGCGAGAUAUCAGGGAUUGACUCAUUCUAUCAUCUGUUUCUAACCAUUCCGUUGUUCCCAAUUUGUUCUGAUUUCUUGAAGAAAAAACUGAUCUCCGCAUGUACACGUCUUUAUCAAUUUCACAAAAGAGAACAUCAUUCAUGCGAGAUAUCAUGGGUUUCUGUGGUUCUGAGAGAUUGUAGGCAUUCUGUAGGCAGUAACUUUCAGUCAGCCAUUCAGAUAGGUGGGGAUUGCUGAUCUUUUCCCAAGAACAGAUAAGAUCCUCCAUGGCUAUCGCUGUUGUUGGAUGCCACACAUCAACAACCACAUCACGUUUACAAGCAUGUGCUCUUAUUUCCUGUUUUGUUGUCAACUUGUCAUGAUGAUCAUUGCACUGUUACUGUUUACUGUGCAGCCUAUUGGCUUGUCUCUGAAUCAAUUGCUACUGGAUGCUUGGAAAUUGAAAGUAAUUACCAUAUCUGGAGAAGUCCCCCCACCCAGAGGUCCCAGAGGAAGAGGCCUUUAGACGCACGCCACUCACGUGGUUAAUAGACGGCAGUGUCACACAAGUGCAAAGGAAAGCGCACCCGUCCGGUCGACAGCCAAAGGACAAAAAUACAGUACAAGAAGAUUCAACUCUUUUUCUGAGAGAGAGUAGAGAAAGAGAAACGUCAACUUGCGGUACGCGUGCAUGUGUCCUUUGCUACAAGAUCCAUUAAACGUCAACUGGCAAGUGCUCAUACUCUGUUCUUUAAUGGAAAUUUACAAGUUUAAGUUUA